CAAUAGUUUUCAGAUGUACACUCCAGCGACGCCUUGUUCACCGCGCGGAGACCUGGGUCGGGAGUAACCAAAAUGGCGGAAAUUGCGAGACCGAAUUGCACACAUGUAAUAUUCGACAAUGAUGGGCUUCUUUUAGACACAGAGAGAAUAUAUACAGACAUCACCCAAAAGAUAUGCCAAGAGUACGGCAAGACAUUUGAUAUAUCCCUGAAGCAGAGGAUCAUGGGGAACUCCAAACAUGUUUCCACAAAGGUGGUCAUAAAUGAAAUGCAACUUCCGAUUACUGUAGACGAGUUUCUGUCCAAAGCAGGUGCUCUGAACUUGACACUUUUUCCAACUGCCAAGCUUCUGCCAGGUGUGGAGAAGCUUGUUCGCCAUCUCCACAAACAUAACAUACCAAUAGCAGUAGCCACAGGAUCAGCAACUCGGGAAUUUGACCUAAAAAUCACUCAUCACAAAGAGCUUUUCAACUUGUUUCACCAUACUGUCAAAUCAGACGACCCUGCAGUUAAACAUGGUAAACCUAAUCCAGACAUAUUCCAAGUGGCCGCAUCAAGGUUCACCCCACCCCCAGCCUCACCAGACCAGGUUCUGGUGUUUGAAGACGCACCUAAUGGUGUCCAGGCGGGCAAGGCGGCUGGCAUGAACGUUGUGAUGGUACCUGAAGCCUAUGUCAGUAGAACACUCUGUAGUGCAGCAGAUCAAGUCCUGAAUUCUUUAGAGGAGUUUAAUCCUGCUGACUGGGGACUGCCCUCAUAUUGAUAUUUUUUUAGACCGUGUAUUAUAUGGGCCAUAUCAUGCAAAAAGAGAUUGUCUUUUUUUUUUCAUCCAGGGUGGUGUUCUACAUGAUAAUGCAAAAAAAUUAUAGGGUUUAUAAUUAAUAAAAGAAUAGGAUACAA
Molecule: messenger RNA, 899 nt
Organism: Nematostella vectensis (starlet sea anemone)
Lineage: Eukaryota; Metazoa; Cnidaria; Anthozoa; Actiniaria; Edwardsiidae
Product: pseudouridine-5'-phosphatase
Exons: 3
Coding region: 73-762 (229 amino acids)
Molecular function (GO): phosphatase activity
Source: RefSeq, a predicted model, not a curated record